ACCAACAUUUGUCUAAUACUCGUCUCUCGAAUUUCUGAGGAACUCUCUCUCUCUCUCUCUCUCUCUGUGUCUUUCUCUUUCUGUUGGAUGAGACAAGUGAGACCCAGAAUAAAUCCGUCUACUCCACAGCUUUUUUCUGCGCGAAUGAGAGAUGAAGAAGCCUCGGAGCGUGUCCUUAAAUACCAAAGGCCAAACCAUUGACGACAACAACAAAAGCAACUAUAGCAGAGAUGGCAACGAAAACAAGAGGAGGAGCUUAUAUGAGCUUUCCUUGUCUUUGAUCUUCUCGCUCUGGUGCCUUGUCUUCUUGUUCUACUUCAGACUUGGUCUUGGCCACGGAAAUGGAGAGAAUUCACCUCCUGAUAACAGAAGCACUCCUCCUAGUGCUUGCAAUGAUGAGCUUGGUGACCAUGCUUAUUCAUAUAUCACAAACGGAAGCAAUAACUACAUGAACGGGAUUUUGUUAGAGCUUAAUAUGUCAACUAGUUGUAACAAUCCCAAUGUUCAUCAGAACUUUGCAAAUUCCAAUCCGGAGAACAAUAGUACGGAAGUAGUUUGGGGUGUUGUAGGUAAUUAUGCUGCUUUAGCAUGUGAAGUACAACCACAAGAACCACAAGAAGACAAAACAAUUAAUCAAGCAGAACAACUUCCAAGUGGGAGAACUUCUAAUCCCGCCUAUCUCAAUCUUGAUGAGUUCCGAAACAUAACAAGGCAAGAAAAAAGUCAAGCCUCACCAAGCCGGCUUGUUAACAUCACCCACCGGCUUGAACUUGAUGGAACGGCAUACGACUAUGCCUCUGCAUCUAAGGGUGCAAAGGUGGUGGCUCAUAAUAAGGAAGCAAAAGGAGCUAGUAACAUUUUGGGAAAGGAUCAUGACAAGUACUUGAGAAAUCCUUGUUCUGUGGGGGACAAGUUUGUGGUGAUCGAGCUUGCAGAAGAGACUCUGGUUGUUACUGUCAAAAUUGCAAACUUUGAACAUUAUUCUUCUAAUUUCAAGGACUUUGAAUUGUCUGGCAGUUUAAGCUAUCCAACAGAAACAUGGUCCCCUUUGGGAACUUUUGUUGCUGCUAAUGUCAAGCAUACUCAGUGCUUCAAGCUGCCCGAACCUAAAUGGGUACGAUACUUAAAAUUAAAUUUACGUAGUCAUUAUGGAUCAGAGUUCUACUGCACAUUGAGUGUUGUAGAGGUGUAUGGUGUUGAUGCAAUGGAGCGGAUGCUUGAAGAUCUCAUUGUGACUUCUGCAGAACCUGUUCUCAGCAUAUUGCCAGAUCCUAAUUCAACUGCAAUUCCUUCUUUAAAACUAGAAGCUGGUCCACUUGACGUUCAAAAUGCCACUGAGAGUACUGCUGGUGUAGUGUCAGAGAGUGGCAAUGAUGGACAAAAGCUCAAUGGAGCUGCAACAAAAUCUUCAGCAAUUUUGAACGGCAUUCCGGAUCCUGUAAUAGAGCUUAGACAACAGCCAAGUGGUAGAAUACCUGGCGACACUGUUCUGAAGAUUUUGAUGCAGAAGGUGAGGUCCCUCGAGUUGAACUUAUCUGUGCUGGAGGAGUAUAUCAAAGAAUUGAACCGAAGACAAGGGGAUGUUCUACCAGAGCUUGAUAAGGAGCUAUCAAGAAUAUUGUCGCUUUUGGAGAAAAGUAGAGGAGAGAUCAAAGAUCUCUUGGGCUGGAAGGAGAGUAUGGAAAAAGGAAUUGUUAACCUUCAGCUAUGGAAAGCUCUUGUAUCAUCUCAAAUGGAAGUAUUGAUCAGAGAAAAUAACAUGCUAAGGUUAGAUGUUGAAAAGGUUGUAAGCGAUCAAGCAAGUUUGGAAAGUAAAGAACUUUCUGUUCUAGCAGUCAGUCUAUUCUUUGUGUGCUUCGCAAUUCUCAAGCUAGUUUUAGCAAAAAUUUUCACAUUUUUUGGAGCCUGGCAGUCUGAUAAGAUAUGCCAAACAAGUAGAGGUUGGGUUUUGAUUCUUGUAAGCAGUAGUAUGACGAUUUUUAUUACCUUGAUCUAUAGCUAGUCCCUCAAUUUUGUAGCUCUGGUAAAUCAAAUCAGUGGCAUUUGGGUCUCUUUCUAAUUAUAGCUUUUGCUUAAAGAAGAAACUUCUUUCAGCAACAGUUCGUGUUACUUUAUGGGAAUGGAUUCACCAUUUUGCUGUAUGACUACAUGCUGAAACUUGAGUAUGGCGCCUAUGUUGAAGAUGCUGUUUGUCAUUG
Molecule: messenger RNA, 2198 nt
Organism: Corylus avellana
Lineage: Eukaryota; Viridiplantae; Streptophyta; Magnoliopsida; Fagales; Betulaceae
Product: Galactose-binding protein
Biological process (GO): protein folding in endoplasmic reticulum
Cellular component (GO): cytoplasm; membrane
Source: RefSeq, a predicted model, not a curated record